UAGAAUAAUAUAUAACUCGAGCCCCUUUAAAGAUUUUUGAAGUUAUUCAUUCAUUCCCUUUCACUUCGCAGAUCGCUUCCCAUCUACUAAAAGUGGCACUAGUGCGUCUUUCCAGCAACUUCCUCACGGCCUACCUAAUACCUACCACUUUCUCUAAUCGAGAAAACCAUCCCAAGAACUAAAACCAACACACACAUUUCCAACGUCGCAUAAACUUCCCUCCUUUUCUUCCUACUUCAGUUUGUGAGAUCUCUAUUUUAAAGACUUACAUAUCCACGUAAACAGAUACUCAGGUAAGAUCUUUAUUUCCCCUCAAAAACAGUUUGGAUCCAUCAUCUGUUUUCUCCCUCCGCCUUGUUUGCUAUCCAUCCACCAACGACAUCACCAAACAAUAGUAUGUGCUACCUCGUACUGUUGUUGUUUACUCGACUCAACGAAUGGAAUCUUCCAUCCAUAACCAAUCCACCAAGCAUUCAAAGGAGUCUCUGACCUUCACCAUUGCCCCUCCGGACGCCUGAGGGGCACUUGCUGUUUUUGCGUUGUGCGAAGUCGCCCGUCUUCAGUUCAUCAUAAGCACUGAAAAUGCAUCGACUGGUGUAUUCCUUCUCGCAGAUGGAUGUUUGGCGCAUGCGGAAGAGAUCGGAUCAAAUAUCGGUGACAGCCUGGUCAUAUUGGGGACCAGCACAGUCGCAAUCGUCCAUUCACUAGAUUUCUGGCAUUCUGUUAAAUAACAAAACCUUGCGUUACCGGCAAACAACAACUAACAUACUUCUUUAAACAGAUCUACAAAUCGCAGUCAUGGGUUACGAAGAUUCCGUCUAUCUCGCCAAGCUCGCCGAGCAGGCUGAGCGAUAUGAAGGUUAGCAGAUUUGUAGCUUUUGGUCGAGGCGUAUGAAUACUAAUGGAAACAGAGAUGGUUGAGAACAUGAAAUCCGUCGCUUCUGAAGAUCAAGAACUCUCCGUCGAAGAGCGUAAUCUUUUGUCUGUAGCCUACAAGAACGUUAUUGGUGCUCGUCGUGCAUCAUGGAGAAUCGUCACCUCUAUUGAGCAAAAGGAGGAGUCGAAAGGCAACUCAUCCCAAGUCACUCUCAUCAAGGAGUACCGUCAAAAGAUUGAGGCCGAACUUGCCAAGAUUUGCGAAGAUAUCCUCGAGGUUUUGGACAAACACUUGAUUCCUUCCGCUAAGAGCGGUGAAUCCAAAGUCUUCUACCACAAGAUGUAUGUAACUCGGCUUUUUGAAAGCCGGAUUUCGUUCAAAGACUUUUACUAAUGAUAUUAUAGGAAGGGUGAUUACCACCGUUAUCUCGCCGAGUUCGCCAUUGGUGACAAGCGAAAGGAGUCUGCCGACAAGUCCCUUGAGGCUUACAAGAACGCAACUGAAGUUGCCCAAACUGACCUUGCACCAACUCACCCAAUUCGUCUUGGUCUUGCCCUCAACUUCUCCGUUUUCUACUACGAAAUCUUGAACUCUCCAGAUCAAGCUUGCCAUCUUGCCAAGCAAGCUUUCGAUGACGCCAUUGCCGGUAAGUCUCAUGGUACUAAAUGAAUGCUACUAUUCUAACUAUCCUUUAGAACUCGAUACCCUCAGUGAGGAGAGCUACAAGGACUCAACAUUGAUCAUGCAACUUUUGAGAGACAACUUGGUACGUUAAACUGUACCCUCCUUGCAUUAUGAAUUCAGGUUCCCUCACUAACAAUAUUGAUUUCUUAGACCCUCUGGACUUCAUCUGAGGCCGAGCCAGCUGCUCAAGAGUCCGCUGCCGCACCUACCGAGCCAAAGGAUACCGAGGCCGCUGCACCAGCUGAGGAGAAGCCAGCUGCUGAAUAGAGAAUCAUCGAAUAUGGCGUUGAUGUUUGGUCGACUGGGCGUACGAGGGAUGGAGGUUAUGACUGGGUUUUGCAUGUUUCUGCAAACGAGAUGAGCAGAGGGCGAAUUUCAUAAAGAGCUUUUUGGGUGUCUCACUCGCAACUUGCUUGCCUUUAGACUCUUUAAUGCACCAAAGAAGACUGUACUUUCCCUUUCACACAUCCUUUCUUUACUCUGCGAGUGUCUCUCGAUCGCCCAACAUAUCUUUUCCUUUUUCACUUUUUUGUUGAAGAUCACUUCUACAUGUCAUUUCGCGGUUGUCGAUAGGCUACGGUCCGGCUGUUUUUCAUCAACUCCAUUAGACUAAAAAAAAGUAGCAAAUCCAU
This is a messenger RNA of Sclerotinia trifoliorum, 2193 nucleotides long. Lineage: Eukaryota; Fungi; Ascomycota; Leotiomycetes; Helotiales; Sclerotiniaceae. The record is from the annotation of a GenBank genome assembly.